Messenger RNA from Aspergillus wentii DTO 134E9, 1437 nucleotides. Its product is annotated as flavin monoamine oxidase family protein. The record is from RefSeq and is a predicted model, not a curated record. NCBI's taxonomy places the organism in Eukaryota, Fungi, Ascomycota, Eurotiomycetes, Eurotiales, Aspergillaceae. Gene Ontology annotation, molecular function: oxidoreductase activity. Bases 1 to 1437 code for a protein of 478 amino acids. The transcript is spliced from 4 exons.
AUGGCUAAACCCCCUCAUGUGGCUAUCAUCGGAGCUGGUCUUUCGGGACUGAGAUGUGCAGACAUUCUGACACAAAAGGGUGCUCGAGUGACUAUUCUUGAGGCUAGAGACCGAAUUGGAGGAAGGGUUUCUCAGACUCAGGUUGGAGGUCACUCGAUAGACCUUGGCCCAAAUUGGAUACACGGCACUGAAGACAACCCGAUCAACACCAUCGCUGAAUCAGUAAACGCGACACUGGCUGAAUUCGAAGAAGAACAAGUGAUAUUCUCGCCAGAUGGAACGCCACUCGAUCAAAAAACUGCCAUCAAGGCUUCCGAGUUUAUGUGGACGACUGUAGAGGAGGGCUUCGCGUAUAGCAAAAAGAAUCAGGACUCUAUCCCAGCAGAUCGGAGCUUGCUUGACUUUUUGAGGGAGAAGCUGGAAAAGACAGGUUUCACCCCCGAGGAAAAGAGUGCAUGUAUCGGAAUCAGCAAUAUAUGGGCAUCGUACGUGGGAGAUCCGGUUGAUAGGCAGAGUUUGAGAUUCUUUCACCUGGAACAAUGCGUGGAUGGAAGUAAUUUCUUCGUGGCAUCCACGUAUAAGAAAAUCCUCGAUAAUAUCUCAACAGCAGCACGUCAACGAGCUGAUAUCCGUCUCAACCAACCAGUUGUCAAAAUCGAAUCAACCCCCCGCAAUAACUCACACGAGCGUCACUCAAUCACACUAACCACCGCAGCCGGAGAAAGCCAUACCUUCGACGAAGUAGUUGUAACCUGCCCUCUGGGCUGGCUCAAACGAAAUCAAUCCGCAUUCAACCCAGCCCUUCCCCCGCGCCUCUCCCAAGCCAUCAACAGUCUAUCAUACGGCCGGCUCGAAAAGGUCUAUAUAACAUUCCCACGAGCAUUCUGGCACACCCCGACCACGAACCCUUCUUUCGCCCAUUUCCUCAACCCAUCCUACGACCAACAUCCUCAGGAUAUCACAUGGAAUCAGGACUGUUUCUCCCUCGCCAACUUCCCUGCUCCUCACGCUCACCCAACUCUACUAUUCUACAUCAACGGCCCAUGCGCCUCGCACAUCGUUUCAAAGAUCUCUAAUCUCCCCACUUCCUCUGAUGAAUACUACAACACCCUAAACUCCAUCUUCCACCCCUUCUACUCCCGCUUACACGGUUACUCUCCCACUUCGUCGGAUUGCAAACCGCGAGCCUUCCUAGCUACACAGUGGCAGAAUGACCCGUACGCGGGCCACGGCUCGUACAGUAACUUCCAGGUCGGUCUUGAGGAGGGUGAUAAGGAUGUUGAGGUUCUCCAUGUUGGACAGGCGGAGCGAGCGGUGUGGUUUGCUGGAGAGCACACGGCGCCGUUCGUGGCGUUGGGCACGACGACUGGGGCGUAUGUGAGUGGUGAGCGUGCUGCGAGGCAGGUUUUGGGGGUUUAUGGGUUAGAGACUGCUUGA